AGUUAUUACAUGAAGGCCGAUCCAUCGCGCGAACAGCCUCUAGCAGCCAGAGAGAACGGGAACGACCCAUGCUUGCGCGGAUGUUGCGUUGAUCAACUUUUUCUCUCCCAAAAUCUAGCCGGCACACGGACACAGCGAGAAAGAGGGAGACACCGAAAACGUAAGUAGUUGUAGAAAUAAGGGAAGAAGAGGGUCGAGCGAAAGAAGGAUUUGCAGAGAGAGAGAGAGAGAGCGAUUUCAGCGGCAAAGCAGUUGAGAGAGGGAGAAGGGCCACAUGGCAACGCUCCAGAGUUGGAGAAAGGCCUAUGGCGCUCUCAAAGACACCACCAAAGUCGGCCUCGCCCACGUCAAUAGCGAUUACAAGGAUUUGGACGUUGCGAUAGUAAAGGCGACGAAUCACGUCGAGUGUCCUCCCAAGGAGAGACACCUCCGAAAAAUCUUAACCGCCACAUCUGCGAUUCGACCCCGAGCGGAUGUUGCUUAUUGUAUUCAUGCACUUGCCCGGCGGUUAGCAAAGACGCAUAAUUGGACGGUGGCAUUAAAAUCAUUGAUAGUUGUUCAUAGAACAUUGAGAGAGGGUGACCCUACUUUUAGGGAAGAACUUCUUAAUUUUUCACAGAGAGGACGCGUUCUCCAACUUUCCAAUUUCAAGGAUGAUUCAAGCCCUAUUGCUUGGGAUUGCUCUGGCUGGGUACGUACUUAUGCACUCUUUUUGGAGGAACGCCUUGAAUGCUUUAGAGUUCUGAAGUAUGAUAUUGAAGCUGAACGUCUCCCAAGACCUGCUCAGGGGCAGGAUAAGCAGGGUUACAGCCGAACCAGGGAUCUGGACAGUGAAGGGUUGUUGGAGCAGUUGCCUGCUUUGCAGCAGCUGCUUUUUCGUCUCAUUGGAUGCCGGCCAGAGGGAGCAGCAGUUGGUAAUUAUUUAAUACAGUAUGCCUUGGCUCUGGUACUCAAAGAGAGCUUUAAAAUUUAUUGUGCUAUUAAUGAUGGAAUUAUUAAUCUUGUUGAUAAGUUUUUUGAGAUGCCUAGACAUGAAGCCAUUAAAGCCCUUGAAAUUUAUAGACGAGCUGGCCAGCAGGCUGGGAGUCUUUCUGAUUUCUAUGAAGUCUGUAAAGGAUUGGAACUUGCUAGGAAUUUCCAGUUCCCUAUAUUGAGAGAGCCUCCACAGUCCUUUCUUGCAACAAUGGAAGAGUACAUUAGAGAGGCACCGCGGAUGGUUUCUGUUCCAAGAGAGCCAUUGGAAUUUCCAGAGAGGCUUCAAUUGACCUACAAAACAGAAGAAGUUCCUUCUCCUUCUGAAGAUGCUAAAAUAUCAAGGGAUGAACCUUUGCCACCUCCUGCAGACACUGUUCCUGUGUCUAGUGCUGAAUUUGCUCCUCCCGCUCCUCCACCAAGCAACCUGGGCACUGGAGACUUACUGGGCUUAAGUGUUUCUGCACCUGAUGUAUCUGCAAUUGAAGAAAGCAAUGCUUUGGCUCUAGCAAUAGUUCCAUCUGAUGUUGCUUCCUCAUCCGACUCUGGUGCUGUUCAAGCAAAAGAUUUUGAUCCUACUGGGUGGGAACUUGCCCUUGUCACUACCCCAAGCAGCAACAUUUCUUCAGCUAAUGACAGGCAAUUGGCUGGCGGAUUGGACUCGCUCACUCUGAACAGUUUAUAUGAUGAAGGAGCAUAUAGAGCUGCACAGCAGCCUGUUUAUGGAAGCCCGGCCCCAAACCCAUUUGAAGUUCAAGAUCCUUUUGCUUUGUCUACCAGCAUUUCUCCUCCUGCAGCAGUCCAAAUGGCAACAAUGGCUCAACCACAGGUGAAUCCCUUCGGUCCAUACCAACCUUCCUACUCACAGCAGCAGCAACAGAAUCAUUUAAUGAUGGGCAGCGCUCCAAAUCCUUUUGGUGAUUCGGGCUUUGGCGCAUUUCCAGUGAACAGUGUAGCUCAUUCUCAGACUAAUAAUCCGUUUGGAAGUACAGGCCUACUCUGAUGACAUGUUGGCAUAUACGGGGAUUGUCAUAUUGUUGGUAGUUGAUUUUGUUGCUUUUGGAGGUCAGCAAAGCUGUGCGGAUUUGUGCAUUUGGUCUGUAGGAUAGAUGGCUCUCAUCGUGAAUCACUUGUUUGUUUGGGCUGUGAAAUAUGUGGAUUCAUAUGAUUGGAUAGCAAAAGAUGUGAUAACUGGUAAGAGGGAUUCAUAUUGUUUUAUAAUUCAGUCUAUUACUGCACAGCUUUUUUCUUUUAUCCUUUUGUUUUUUCCUGGGUUGGGAGAAGGGGCAGGGUGUGGAAGUGUGAAGAGAUUUUAAAGUUGGCAUCAAUGUAAAAGUCUUGUGUUUCUUCUUUUUCA
This is a messenger RNA of Malania oleifera, 2329 nucleotides long. RefSeq names its product putative clathrin assembly protein At2g01600. Gene Ontology annotation, biological process: vesicle budding from membrane; clathrin-dependent endocytosis; clathrin coat assembly. The record is from RefSeq and is a predicted model, not a curated record. Gene Ontology annotation, cellular component: clathrin-coated vesicle; clathrin-coated pit. NCBI's taxonomy places the organism in Eukaryota, Viridiplantae, Streptophyta, Magnoliopsida, Santalales, Ximeniaceae. Gene Ontology annotation, molecular function: SNARE binding; 1-phosphatidylinositol binding; phosphatidylinositol-4,5-bisphosphate binding. The transcript is spliced from 15 exons. The coding region runs from base 275 to 1975 and encodes 566 amino acids.